AUGAGUUCGCCAUUGAGGACGUUACCAAGAUUGAUUGAAAGUUAUCCAAGAGCGGUUUUCAUUGCAAAUAGGAGAGUACUUUCACUCGGCAUUAACAGAACAUAUUCAAGUAAUACAGUUGAAGAGAGAUAUAAAGCAAAACUUCUAGAAAAAGCUAAACAAAAAGGUUUCCAAUCUAUUGAAGACUUAAAGGCCAAACUCAAAGCUGACAUACAAUCCAAAAAGGCUGAAUUUAAUAAGAUUGAUCCUUUGAAAGAGUUGCACGAUUACGAACAGCGCUCAAAAAUGAUGAAGAACAAUGCCAAGGUCAAUAGUCGGGGCCCAAUUGAUCCCAGCAAACCACAGCAGCCUUAUAAGACACUAAACUCAUUUAUGGAUGUUGACAAAAUCAGAAGUCUCUCUAAACAAGAAGUAGAAUUCCUCUGGAGGGCCAGGUGGAUGAACAAGGAAAACACCCUAAAUGCGGUUGUUCCUGUUGAUGUGUUUGAAAGAAUGAGCACCUAUGCGAAAGCUAAUCCAGCCUUUGUUCUACCUUUACCUACAGAAGUUAAGGCUAGCGAAGAAGAUAAAACUGAAGAUCAAGGAAUGGAGAUGCACUACAUUCAAUGGCUAUUUGUGGGGCCUAACACCGUUCAUUGUAUUAUGACCUCCUUGGCAGAAUUUAAAUUGCAUAAGGAAUUCUCUAGGCCACAUACAACCCUUCAAUUCCAUACAGAACUAGCCAAAGAAAAGAAGGUUGUAUUUAUGAAUGGUCAAGUUGAAAAAGACUCUAAUGUUUCCCUUCCGGACGCUCAAUUACUCCUAUUGAAUGUUCAAAGGUUCUACGGUGCAAUGGGAGAUUCCUCAGCUGCUUCCAAGAUGCGCCUCAAGCUUCUAAGUGACUUUACGAAUGGUUCACCUGACUUCAAUGUUGACUCAUUAAUUUCACUAGCUCAGUCAAUGGAAAACUGA
This is a messenger RNA of Eremothecium sinecaudum, 951 nucleotides long. It is a transcript of the gene ATP11, whose product is annotated as Atp11p. The record is from RefSeq and is a predicted model, not a curated record. Gene Ontology annotation, cellular component: mitochondrion. The coding region runs from base 1 to 951 and encodes 316 amino acids. The transcript has a single exon. Gene Ontology annotation, biological process: mitochondrial proton-transporting ATP synthase complex assembly. Lineage: Eukaryota; Fungi; Ascomycota; Saccharomycetes; Saccharomycetales; Saccharomycetaceae.